AUGAUCACACUUUGCAAUGACAGCCACAGUAAUUUCAUCCUCCUGGGCUUCUCUGACAAGCCAUAUUUGGAGAAGGUCCUUUUCUGGGUCAUUUUGAUCUUUUAUUGCUUGACCAUUUCAGGAAAUAUGGUCAUCAUCCUUGUUUCCUGGAAGGAUCCCAAACUCCAAAUCCCCAUGUAUUUCUUCCUCUCCAACCUUUCCUUCCUGGAUCUGUGCUUCACCAGCAGCUGCGUUCCUCAGAUGUUGGUGAAUUUCUGGGGUCCGGAGAAGACCAUCAGCUACCUUGGUUGUGCCAUUCAACUCUAUGUCUUCCUGUGGCUUGGGACAACCGAAUGUGUCCUUCUUGUUGUCAUGGCCCUUGAUCGCUAUGUAGCAGUGUGUCAUCCACUGCAAUAUACAACUAUCAUGCACACCAAAGUCUGUGUGCAGCUGGCCACCGUGGCCUGGGGCACUGGCUUGGUUCAGUCUCUAAUUCAGUCUCCGGCUACACUGCAGUUGCCCUUCUGCUUACAUCGGAUGAUAGAUGAUAUCGUGUGUGAGAUACCAGCCCUGAUCCAGCUCUCCAGUGCAGACACUACCCACAUUGAAAUCCAGAUGUUCAUAUCCAGCAUUAUUCUCCUGAUGGCACCCUUGAUCCUUAUCCUUUCCUCAUAUGGUGCUAUUGCGAAGGCAGUGCUGAGGAUAAAGUCAACAGCUGGACAGAAGAAAGCCUUGGGCACCUGCACUUCUCACCUCCUGGUGGUCUCCCUCUUCUAUGGCACAGUCACAGGGGUCUACCUUCAACCUAAAAAUCCAUAUGCACAUGAACGGGGCAAAUUUCUUACCCUUUUCUACACUGUGGUGACUCCAACUCUUAACCCCCUCAUCUAUACCCUGAGGAACAAGGAGGUAAAAGGGGCACUAAUGAGAUUAGGGGGGAAGACCCGGGAUUCCCCACAUUCCAGUGAAUAUUCGUGUACAACUGUACAGAGACUAGCCAUGCUAGAUAUCACUGUCUGA
This is a messenger RNA of Dipodomys ordii (Ord's kangaroo rat), 999 nucleotides long. Its product is annotated as olfactory receptor 2H2-like. Gene Ontology annotation, biological process: G protein-coupled receptor signaling pathway. Bases 1 to 999 code for a protein of 332 amino acids. Gene Ontology annotation, cellular component: membrane. The transcript is spliced from 3 exons. Gene Ontology annotation, molecular function: olfactory receptor activity; G protein-coupled receptor activity. The record is from RefSeq and is a predicted model, not a curated record. NCBI's taxonomy places the organism in Eukaryota, Metazoa, Chordata, Mammalia, Rodentia, Heteromyidae.